AUGCAAAUCGCAAAUCGCAUCGCGGAACCAGGAGCGGCACAAGCCUUGUUUGCAACAGCCUCUUUGACCACGAAAUCUCAACCCUUUAUAUUUGUACCUCUGCCGAAGAUGAUUACGGAUGCUCUGGUAGUACAGGAGCCGGGAGCGGCGUGGAUCCACCAGCAAAUCACCAUUGAAGACAGUCUCCGAGACGAUGAGGUGCUGGUGGAAAUCAAAGCGACGGGCGUUUGCCAUACGGAUCUCAACUUCGCGGCCGAGAAGACGAUGCCGGGCCUCUUUCCGGGGGUGUUUGGCCACGAAGGAGGAGGGAUCGUUGUCAAGACCGGCCGAAAGGUCACGUCGACGUCGCCUGGGGACCACGUGAUCCUGGCCUACGCCUGCUGCGGCGACUGCAAGUACUGCAGUAGCCACGCGAGCUCCUACUGCUACGACUUUGAGAGGGCCAACUUGGGGGUAGGCAGAGCCGAUGGCUCCAAGGCCUACGCCGGCGCGGACGGACGUCGCAUCAACUCGCACUUCUUCGGCCAGAGCUCGUUCGCAAAGUUCGCCAUCGUGAUGGCGACGUGUGUGGUCAAGGUCGAUCCAAGCUUGCCGUUGGAAGACCUGGCACCGCUGUCGUGCGGGUUUCUGACUGGGGCUGGAGCCAUGUUGAAUGUUGUGGCGCCAACGGUCGAUGACGUUGUAUGCAUCGUCGGAGCUGGCGCUGUCGGCUUAGCCGCGCUGAUGGCCUUGAAGAUGUGUCCGACUCCUCCUCGCAAGGUCAUUGCCGUGGACAUCGUCCCGGAGCGCCUGCAGCUUGCCAAGAAGUACGGCGCCACGGUGCUGAUCAACUCUCGGGAGGUGAAAGACCUCCAAACCGCGUUGCGGGAUGCCACGGAUGGUGAAGGGGUCGAUGGCGCGAUCGACACCACGGGGAGGGCUGCGAUCGUGGUUGAGUUGUUGAAGGCAACUGCAAAGAAGGGGAGGGUCAUACAAGUCGGCGUGGGUCAGCUCGAUGCCGAAGUGUCCGCGAACAUCUUGGGAACCGUCACGAGCGGCCGGCAGUACAUUGGGUGCGCCAACGGCAACUGCUUCCCGCAGGAUUUCGUCCCCAAAUUGAUAAAAGCAUGGCAGAACGGAAUCUUCCCCUUCACAGACCUUGCGGUCAAGUACCCAGCCCGAGACAUGGACCUGGCUGCGAAGGACGUCCUGAGCGGGAAAGUCGUCAAGGCGGUCCUGAUGUGGGAUUGA
Drepanopeziza brunnea f. sp. 'multigermtubi' MB_m1 is the source of this 1230-nucleotide messenger RNA. RefSeq lists its product as uncharacterized. Gene Ontology annotation, molecular function: zinc ion binding; oxidoreductase activity. The record is from RefSeq and is a predicted model, not a curated record. Lineage: Eukaryota; Fungi; Ascomycota; Leotiomycetes; Helotiales; Drepanopezizaceae.